ACAAUGUCCCUUGGUUCGGUUCAUUCGCCAAAUGAUCAAUUUGACCUCGAUGCUUCUGUCUCUCGCACCCCCAGAAUCUUUGUGAUCAUUCGAAUCAACCUCGCUAAAUCAUUGAUUAAUAUACUCUUCUUCGAGAUUCCUCUCUAGUCUGCUUAAUGAAACUUGGUUCUUUGAAUUGAUGGUGGAAGAAGACCAUGAGCUUUUCGCAGUUGCUGACUAGCAUUAGUUGCUCAAUACCAAGAUGGCAGAACAAUGUUGGCGAAAUGGUGCAGAACCGCAGCAACACAGCAUCAGUGGGUCUCUACUCACAGAGACUUUGUUCAAGCCUUCAGCUCCUCCAUUUCAACCAGGUCAGAUUGCCGUGAAUGGGGAACUCUAUUCCGGACUUCCAAUACAGGAAGCUUACGUUCCGUAUCCUCCUCAUCCGGCAGACUUGGCGUUGCUUUCGGAAAACCCCCAUUCAAAAGCGCUUCAGCACGUACCCAAUCCUAGUGCCUCUUCUUCUUCGGGCAUUCUUUAUGCAGAGCACUCUCCCUCGGCAAGAAAUUCAGACAGAAACUAUCUUCAAUACCCGUACCACAUGGAUUGGAUAUCCCAUUCAGGAGCCUUAGGAAGCCGUUCACAAAGUACUACUUCUUUGCGGGAGAAAAUGUUGAAGGCUCUGCAGCGAAACAGUGAAUUCUUUAUUCCUAUGUCGAAUAAUCAAUUUGCGGAACGUCGGGGUAAUCCUUCCAGAUCUCCGAGAAACGGGGCUGGAGGGCAAGAAGUCAUAGAGCGUUAUCAGCAGGCAGGCCAAACAAAGAUUGAGGACAGUAUUCGUCGUUCUGGUCUUACAGCCGGUCUCAAAGAACUGGCAUUAGAAAGAUUGAGAAGGAACGCACAUACUGCGGAUGACAAUUUGCCUCACAUUAGCCGGUCAAGCCCUUUAGAAAUCGUUGCUCCAAACCCGCGGCGUCGAACCCACAUACGUCUGAUCGAGGAGGGAAAUAGAGUUUCAGAUUCCAUCGUCCGAGAAUGUCACGUCCAGUCUCCAGAGGGUCAUAGUUCUCUUCCGUUCGCUACACGGGUCGGAUGUGCAAAUGAGAAGUCCAAUGCUCGUCAACAAUCUAUGACAAACAGUGAAUCAGUUCGACACCACUAUGUCAUGAGAAACGAGAGGACAAACACGCCUCCUGCACCUGGAUAUCCACAUGGACCGUCGAUAUUGAGCCCCUUAUUUCGGCCGGAACCUGAAAAUAGUUCACCAUUUCCUCCACUGGAACUUGAGUCAUCUAAGAAUAAUGUCCGAUCAUUGACCAACGAUGAGCCUGUUUCAGCAACUAUUAACGCACACCACCAAGGGUCGAUGGAUGACGUGAGGCCAGGUUCUGUCAAUGAGCAAGGUCUUUUUCCGAUGGCAGCGCAUCCAAAGUCUGCAUAUGAAAAGGCAAAGGCUGUUGUAGGAGUGGGUCAAUUUACUGCAGUUUCACAGGCUCCUGAUAAUAGACCAAAUCAAAAGUCUGGUGACAGGCAUGCUUCGAAACCCAAUUUGGUCGCUCUGAGUCAACUUUCCAUGCCAAAUGAAAUAAACUCUCGUGAAAAGCGUCUAAUUUACGACAGGGUCAAUAUGACUAACCUUCCAAAACGGAUUCUGGGCUUCAGGAGCUGCAUGGAUUGCCUUUAUAGUUCAAAUUGGCUAAUUCGCCCGUGUAAGCAUCUGAUUUGCACGAGCUGCGCCUCAUUUUGGUUCGAUGAUAGGAAUCAAAACUCAGGCCGAUAUUUCUGUGGGUUUUGUUUCGCUAAAAUGAACAAAAUCGAGCCAGUACAGACGACGAAGGCUCCGAGAAUUCACAGCAUCGCUGAGGAAUCGCUAGGUCUGACGUCUAAGCCGCCUCCUAGAAUGGUGCCACGGAUCAACAACAGCAGAAUCGCUUACGAUUCACUGCUUUCUCAGGGAUUUGCCAGUGCAACUGUGCAUAACCAUCCAUUUGUCAACCAUCCGCCAGAAUCUGUAGAUAUGUCGGACCAAUCUCGUAGUCCGCCACGUCCCGCCCUCGGGUUAAGCUCCAAUCUACCUACAUCGAGGACCUCCUUAGCUCCGCUAGGGUCGUAUCCAGAGCACCGUUCUACCAAACGCGUCAUGGUUGCUGCAGGCGCUAAUCACGGAUUUCCUCAGGCUGCUGAGCAGCUUGAAACCUCAACCACUGAAGCAAGUCUGAUUACUGGUAUGAAAACCGCCUCAACUCUUGAUGCAGCUUCAGCGUCGCGCUUGCCGACCCUUGAUCACAUGCCCGUUUAUGCUCCGUCUUCGCAUACGGCUUUUGGUCCAUAUUUCACGUCACCACCAGAAAUAUCGAUUUAUCCUAGCCAGCCCAAUACUUUGUAUCCGACGCAUGCCAAUACCAUGUAUCCCCGGGCUGGCCAUAAUUGGAUCGCUCAUUCAAAUAUACCCGAUGUCCAUGGAUUUCCGCAACCUCAUGGUGGCGGAUGGCACUAUCUGGCACCUGAAGAACUCACUCUUCCGGUGUCUCUAGGAGGUACAUUUAUGGCUCCUGCAGCGAGUCAAAACCAACGCCUCCCUGGUUUUAUCAGUCCACCAGCUUUUCAUUCAUUAAAUUAUCCGCCAUCUACCGUCUCUCUUGCGAAUGGAGACCAAGGCCAAUUGCAGAACUUCGGUCACUUGCAACAAAAUGUAGCUUCAAGAUUUCCACUACCCGUUGCAGAAAUUCCGAUAGAUUCUCUACAGCAGUCUGUUGGGCCAUAUUCGCGGAGCAUUCCGUCUAUUCCGUCGCAGACAAACCGAGGUUCGCAUCUCGAGCAUGGGGAUGUUGUCAGUAUGGGGCAUGCAAUGGACCCUGAGCAUGCAUCUGGAUCUACUGCUUCAGUGAUCUCUUCGCAGGUCGGAUCAACUUCUUACCUUAGCGGCCCUGCUUCUACCUUCGCUGGGGGUACGCAAACGCAUGACUCUACCAGCAAAAGUCCACAUGGAUACGCAAAGUCUUCUUUUACUCCAAAGAGCGUGGCUCCAGUUCCUGUGACCAGUGCCGUUCCAAUUGGUUCUGUGCGAAAUCAAGAUGCUCCUUUGCCAAGAUUAAUUAGUUACGAGCAAGCCUGUCACGAUGCCCCCUUUGUUGAACUGGUGAGGCGUACGAAGCCUGCCGAGUGGGGGGUUAUCAAGAUCUCGAAUGUACGUCAAUACAUUGACCGUGCUAGAUUCGGAUCUCAAUUGAAUGCAUUCCGGGUGCUGACCAGAGUUAGAUUCCAUACACUGCCACCAAACCCGAGAUAUAUGCUUUCCUUGGCCGCAAUGCCAAGACCGUCACUCCAGAUUUAGGGUGCGCUGUCCACAUCAUCAUGGAUCGUGCAACGGCCAAAACAAUGGAUUGCUUCGUCGAGUUCAUGACUACUUCGGAUGCUAUUGGUGCCGUCAACCGAUUUGCCCGGAAUCGACAAGAGGGGAGAUCCAGUCGCAUUGGGGAUCGUCA
Xylona heveae TC161 is the source of this 3464-nucleotide messenger RNA. RefSeq lists its product as hypothetical. Bases 242 to 3313 code for a protein of 1023 amino acids. The record is from RefSeq and is a predicted model, not a curated record. The transcript is spliced from 4 exons. Lineage: Eukaryota; Fungi; Ascomycota; Xylonomycetes; Xylonales; Xylonaceae.